CCUAAAAUUAGAAAUGUCAAAGUUAAUCGUAGACAAUGAUGAAUAAUAAAUAUUACGUACUUGUUUAAAUAUUUUUCCAAAUAAAUUUUUGUAUAUUUUGCAGUUACAAGCAAAAUAUAAAAUAAAUUUAUUCCCAAAUAUUUUUGGGUGUGUUGCGUCCAAUAAUGUCGUUACGUGCAAUUGUAAGUCGAAUAUAUAAACAUGGUACAUUGGCAAUCAGACAUUUCACAACGACAAGAAAUUAUAAUACAGCAACAACAAUUUCGGAUAAAAUCGUAAAAAAAAGUAGUGCUUUGCAAACAUCAGCUACAACAAAAAUUGGUGACAGUCAAACAACAUCGAUUGUCACAAAAUCGUUACCAAAACAAUACGGUUUACGAAAUGUUGGUUUACAAGUGGGACAACAUGCACGGCGAUUAUUUGUUGAUAAUGUUUUAAAUCGUGUUACAAAUUCACUUUCAUCAGAGUUAAAAAAACGUGCCAGACGAAGAUUACUUUUUGGUGAUUCUGGACCAUUUUUUGCAUUAGUUGGUGUAAGUUUAGCCUCUGGUGUGGGCAUAUUAACAAAGGACGAUGAAUUAGAAGGUGUUUGCUGGGAAAUACGAGAAGCAAUAUCAAAACUAAAAUGGAAUGCAGAUGGUGAUUUAGUUGAUGACACCAGAAAAUUAUUGGACAAUGAAGAAAUUACAUUGGCCGAUUUAACAUUAGGCUUUCCAAUUGCAAAAGGUUGUUCAGCUGUGGUUUACGCAGCGAAAUUCAACACAUCCAAUCAAAAUGAUCCCAAAUCAAAUAGCAUGGAAUCAUCGAAUUCCAAAUAUGAUUAUCCAUUUGCGUUAAAAAUGAUGUUUAACUAUGAUAUCCAAUCGAAUGCAUUGGCAAUCUUAAAAGCAAUGUAUCGGGAAACAAUACCGACACAACAUUUUUGUACACGGAAUAAUGAAAUUCAUUGGGAUCAAAGUUUGAAUUUAGACCGUAAGCCAAUAUUACCAUCACAUCCGAAUAUCGUUCAAAUGUAUUCGGUGUUUGCUGAUUAUGUACCAAAUUUACACGAUUCCUUUAAAUUAUAUCCGGAUGCGUUACCAACACGAAUUAAUCCAGAUGGUUAUGGCCGUAACAUGUCAUUAUUUCUUUUAAUGAAAAGGUAUGAUUCGAGUUUAAAUGAAUAUCUAAAAUCGAAUGAAAUAGAUAUUCGAAUGUCAAUAUUAUUAUUGACCCAACUGUUGGAAGGUGUUGCUCAUAUAAAUUUAUAUGGUAUUGCACACAGAGACCUCAAAUCUGAUAACAUAGUUGUGGAUAUGAAUGAUGAUGAUACAACGCCAAUUCUUGCGAUUACAGAUUUCGGUUGUUGUUUAGCAGAUAAUGUCCACGGUUUACAGUUACCAUACAAUUCUAAUGAAAUUGACAAAGGUGGAAAUGUUGCAUUAAUGGCUCCAGAAGUAAUAUCACAACAACCAGGCAUGUUUAGUGUGAUUAAUUAUGAAAAAUCUGAUUUAUGGGCUGCAGCCACAAUUGCAUAUGAAAUAUUUGGUGUGGAAAAUCCAUUCUAUUCAUGUCGAUCCGAUGAAAAUAAAUUGAAAUUAAAGAGCUCCGAUUAUAAUGAAGAUGAUUUACCGCCAUUACCUGAAACAGUACCAUUAAUUAUACGUAAUUUGAUUAAGGACAUGCUGAUACGAAAUCCAUCCAAGAGAUUAUCAGCGGAAGUUGCUGCAAAUAUUUGUGAAUUAUAUUUAUGGGCACCAAGCAGUUGGUUUAAACAGGGUAGUUUUAAAAUGCCUUCGAGUACAGAAAUUCUACAAUGGCUGUUAUGUUUAACAACAAAAGUGAUGUGUGAAAGUCGUUUAACAAAUGCAAAAUUCAAUUGUGAAUUAUUUGAACCUGUGAUAGUUAAUAAUUAUGGCGGUCGACGUACUUAUCCAGAAUAUUUACUCAUCUCGAGUUUCUUAGGUCGUGUACGACUUAGUGAAAUUCGUGCUGCAUUAUAUUGGAUUCAUGAUCAUAUGUAAAGGAAAAAUGUGCAAAGGUCAAUGCUUUGCAUCCGUCCAUAUAUAUAUAAAAGACGGAAAGGUUUAAUAAAUCAACGAGUUAAGAGCCUAACCCCAUGAAACACCCUCCUCCCGUUCCCCGUAUUUUAUUAAUCUUUCAUAUUCUAUUUUUGAUAAGGUUUAAAUCUAUUCGUAUAAUUAUUAAUUUGGGAUUUAUU
This is a messenger RNA of Chrysoperla carnea, 2200 nucleotides long. It is a transcript of the gene Pink1, whose product is annotated as serine/threonine-protein kinase Pink1, mitochondrial. Gene Ontology annotation, molecular function: ATP binding; protein serine/threonine kinase activity. The record is from RefSeq and is a predicted model, not a curated record. Bases 165 to 2003 code for a protein of 612 amino acids. The transcript has 9 exons. Gene Ontology annotation, cellular component: mitochondrion. Gene Ontology annotation, biological process: autophagy of mitochondrion; positive regulation of mitochondrial fission; protein phosphorylation. Lineage: Eukaryota; Metazoa; Arthropoda; Insecta; Neuroptera; Chrysopidae.